Molecule: messenger RNA, 3684 nt
Organism: Closterium sp. Naga37s-1
Lineage: Eukaryota; Viridiplantae; Streptophyta; Zygnematophyceae; Desmidiales; Closteriaceae
Source: the annotation of a GenBank genome assembly
AUGGCGGCUCGUCACCGCCGAAUCCGCUCCGAGGAGUUUGUCAUCGCCGCGUUUUCCGCUGCCGACGCGAACGACGAGCUCCAAGGCUCCCCUGGAAUGAACGCCGCCGCGUAUCGCGGCGCGCCAGAAGCGAGUAAAGCCAGCGGCUCGAGAGGCAAGCAGCCCCUACAAGCACAUCCCCCGCGUAGUAAACCGCAAGAAUGGCCGCUCGCCGCGGGAGCUGGACCAACGGGUCGAAGCAACCGGCCAGCGACGGCUAGCAGUGAGCAGACUGACGGCCCGGCAGGUUGGAGCCCAGUUCCCAAACACGCGAUUCCGGAGGGGAACAGGACGAGACGUGAGGGGGAGGGGCCUGGAAUCAUUGGCGCGCUUAAGCAAGGGCAUAGGCGGAGCCAAAGCGGCGGUCCUGGAGGCUUUGUGGGAGGGGGCAUAGCAGCAGAGAAUCUCCGGCAAGCCAGUCCCCAACAGCGACCGUCAGCCGUUAGCAACUAUUCUGACGGUCCGUCAGGAAGGUCGGGCAGCGCACCACGGAACGCCAGCCCCGAGGAGAGGGGCCGGCGCGAAGGGGCGAUUGCGGGCGCGGGUGGGGGGGAUGCAAGCGGAACGGGCAGAGCAGUAGGGGCGCGGAGCGGCGUGGGAGGGGGGGGGCGGAAGGUUUCCGCCAUGGGGAAUAGCGAGGGGAGCGGGGGGGAGAGAAGAGGCGGGAGUUACGGGGAGAGGUCGCGGGGUGGCGUAAGAGGCCCUGCUGACGACGAGUACGAUGGGGAGGUGGAAGAUGUGCGGGGGAGGCGAGUGCGCAGCAGUGGAGGGGGAGAAGGCAGGGGAGAAGGCGGUGAAUCAGGCGGGGGAGCAGGCGGGGGGGCGGCCAUUUGGGAUAGGCGACAGGCUCGAGCCAGCAGUGAUAAGGAGCGACAGCAGCAGCAGCAGCAGCAGCAGCCGCUGCAAGGAACCCAGCAGCACUCCCCUCCUCGCCACGACCAUCACCAGCAGCAGCAGCAGCAGCAGCAGCAGCAGCAGCAGGCGGCGCAGGCAUCGCAGCAGCCGCUGCCACCCCUGGGAAUACCCACUGCCAGGCGGAAUUCGCGCUCUUAUGACGGCGGCCCCUUAGACCUGAGGCGAUCUGUCAAGACUCCCCCUAGAAGCCCUGUGCUGCCCUAUCUGGGCGGCGCAGGCGCAGCAGGCGGAGCAGCAGGCGGAACAGUAGGCGGAGCAGCAGGGGGGGCAGGGGGACGGGGGGUUUCCCCCUAUGGGAGCCCCUUGCACAGCAGGCAAGGGGGGCAAAUCUCGUCCCAAGCCGCGCAGAGGGGCGCUCCAGCAGGCGCGGGGGGGUAUGCGGGGGGAAUGGGGGGAGGGGGACCUGCGCCUUCAGGGGCGAAUCCUGUGCGCCCAAGCCCCGGGUGGCUGGCGGGCGCACCUGGGGGUGGCGCAAGCGGGGCAGGGGGAGGGGGGAGGGGGGAGGGGGGAGGGGGAGGGGGAGGGGCAAGUGGCGCAGGGGGAGGCGCGGCAGGGGGGAUGCCUAUCAAGAAAAAGAUGGGACAUAGGAGCCCCGGUACCUUGGCUGCGCAGGAGGAUCGGGACCAAGCCAAGCUGGCGGAAAUCCAGAGCAUGUUCGCCAAUUGGAACCACGGAACGCCGAUCCCGUCCCCCAAAGCUGGAGCCUCGGCUCGGGCCGAAGCUGGCUUCCCGCUUCGGACGCCCCAGCCUAGCGACUACUACCGAAUCGACGGGGGGGAGACAGAGGGGGGAGAGGGGAUGGGAGAGGAGGAAGCAUCAGCAGAGGAGCUAGGGCCGACUCGUGCGAACGUGCUGGGAGAUCCUUAUCAGGAUAUCAGGAAGAAAUACAAGCUAGCUGAGAAGGAGCUAGGGCGGGGAAACUUUGGAGUGAUUCACGUGGGGGAGAAUUUGCAGACUGGGGAGCAGUUUGCAUGCAAGAGCAUCACCAAGGCUAAAUUUGAGUGCUGGGACGAUGUGGAGGAUGUGAGGAGGGAGUGUUGGGACGAUGUGGAGGACGUGAGGAGGGAGUGCUGGGACGAUGUGGAGGAUGUGAGGAGGGAGGUGAGCGUGCUGGAGACACUCAGAGGCCAUCCGUUUGUGGUGUCGAUUGUUGAGACAAUGGAGGACGAACAGGAGGUGCACAUAGUGAUGGAGCUGUGUGGGGGAGGCGAGCUGGUAAUUGCAUCGCCACACAUGCUCUGCUGCCCUCAAAUCCUUCCCUCGCCUUCCCCCCUUACCCCCCCUUCUCCCCUUCACCAGGAGGUGCACAUAGAGGUGCACAUAGUGAUGGAGCUGUGCAGUGGGGGAGAGCUAUUCGACCGCAUUCUCGACCGCAAGUACUACGGGGAGAGGCAGGCGGCACGGGUCAUUCGCUCCGUCAUCGAGGUUCUCUCCUUCUGCCAUGCGCGGGGGAUCGUGCACCGGGACUUAAAGCCCGAGAAUAUACUGCUCGCUUCAAAGAGGAGUGAUACGAGGGUUAAAGUGAUCGACUUCGGCAUGGCGUGCGUCUUGAAACAGGGCGAGCGCUGCAAGCUGAGAGCCGGAACGCCCAACUACAUUGCUCCAGAGGUGAUAGCCAAGAACUACGGCGCGGAGGCGGACGUGUGGAGCGCGGGGGUGAUCCUGUAUGUGCUGCUGUGCGGCCUGCCGCCCUUCUGGGGGGACACCACCGAGGACGUGUUCAAGAGCAUCCUGUGGCAGGAGCUCGACUUUGAGACCGAGCCCUGGCCGGUCGUCAGCACCGCUGCCAAGGACCUGGUCAGGCGGAUGCUGUGCCGGAAAUACGAGCGAAGGAUUACCGUUGCUGAGAUUCUGAGGCUCUGCUGCCAAGGAUCUUGUGCGCUGGAUGCUGAUGAGUCUACUUUUGUGCCGCAUGCUGUGCCGCAUGCUGUGCCGCAUGCUGUGCCGCAUGCUGUGCCGCAUGCUGUGCCGCAUGCUGUGCCGCAUCCUGUGCCGCAUGCUGUGCCGCAUGCUGUGCCGCAUGCUGUGCCGCAUGCUGUGCCGCAUGCUGUGCCGCAUGCUGUGCCGCAUGCUGUGCCGCAUUCUGUGCCGCAUGCUGUGCCGCAUGCUGUGCCUGUGUCGCAUCCUUUGCCGCAUGCUGUGCCGCAUUCUGUGCCACAUGCUGUGCCGCAUUCUGUGCCGCAUGCUGUGCCGCAUGCUGUGCCGCAUGCUGUGCCGCAUGCUGUGCCGCAUGCUGUGCCGCAUGCUGUGCCGCAUUCUGUGCCACAUGCUGUGCCGCAUGCUGUGCCGCAUUCUGUGCCACAUGCUGUGCCGCAUGCUGUGCCGCAUGCUGUGCCGCAUGCUGUGCCGCAUCCUGUGCCGCAUGCUGUGCCGCAUGCUGUGCCGCAUGCUGUGUCGCAUCCUGUGCCGCAUCCUGUGCCGCAUUCUGUGCCACAUGCUGUGCCUGUGCCGCAUGCUGUGCCGCAUGCUGUGCCGCAUGCUGUGUCGCAUCAUGUGCCGCAUGCUGUGUCGCAUCCUGUGCCGCAUGCUGUGCCUGUGCCGCAUGCUGUGACACAUGCUGUGCCGCAUUCUGUGCCACAUGCUCAUGGCUUCGAUUCUCUCCUGUUCCAUCCCUCUCUGUCAUUCCCUCUCCCAUUCCCUCUCCCAUUCCCUCUCUCAUUCCCUCUUCAUUCCCUCUCCCAUUCCCUCUCUCAUUCCCUCUUCUGCUCCCAACAGAACACCCAUGGAUAA